This is a messenger RNA of Monodelphis domestica (gray short-tailed opossum), 975 nucleotides long. NCBI's taxonomy places the organism in Eukaryota, Metazoa, Chordata, Mammalia, Didelphimorphia, Didelphidae. The record is from RefSeq and is a predicted model, not a curated record.
AUCACGCAGGUGACGCAGACCUUAGCAACCGGCGCGCAGGUCGGCUCCGCCCGUCCCGGCCAUGGCUUCUGUUCCCGCCCGCAGGACCAUGGAGGUGGCCCUGAAGGAAAGGCCCCCGCCCUGGCUCAGAGAACCCUUGCGCCGCCGCCCCGACUUCCCUGGCCGAAUCUCGCCGCUAUUCCUGCUGCUGCUGCUGCUCGUCUUCCCGGAGCUGCUCAGCGCUCAAAGUGUUCCAACAAUGACUGUGGAAAUUGAGUUAUCAGAUAAUCACACCAAACUUAAUGUUUCUAAUACCAGUGCCCCAGCCCUUGUGCCCAGUACAGAAAAAAAUGAAGUGACCACACCUGUGGUCUCACCAUCACCUACUACCAUGCCCCAAAUGGAAGCUGAUGCUACUGAAGAUAGUAGAAUAGAGGAAGAAGAACUUCUUACUCUUAAUAGUUCUCCAUCUGUAUCCAAGGGUGUUUUGGACAAUGGGGAUUAUGGAGAACCAGACUAUGACUGGACUCCCAAUACUAGAGAUGAUACUGAUGAGCAAAUGCAGGGAAAUACAGGAUAUGCAGGAUUUGAACAGACUGUUAAUCUGAACAAUUUCCAUGAGACAAAAUCCUUUAAGUCUCCAUCAUCAAAUAUAGAAGAGGAAGACAGUCAUUUCUUUUUUCAUCUCAUUAUUUUUGCUCUUUUGAUUGCCAUUGUUUAUAUCACAUAUCACAACAAAAGAAAGAUCUUCCUAAUGGUUCAGAGCAGAAAAUGGCGUGAUGGUCUUUGCUCCAAAACUGUGGAAUAUCAUCGACUAGAUCAGAAUGUUAAUGAGGGCCAGACCAAGUGCCUACUUGAGAAGGUUGACAAAGAAGACCUAAGGAAAAAACAGCUGAAAGUGAAGCAGAUACUGAGGAAGUGUUGAAAAUCACUGGGCAGUGGUGCUGAGAGGCAUGGUGUAUCAACAGUGCAAAUAAAAUUCUAGUUUUGUUAUAA